Guillardia theta CCMP2712 is the source of this 492-nucleotide messenger RNA. RefSeq lists its product as hypothetical. NCBI's taxonomy places the organism in Eukaryota, Cryptophyceae, Pyrenomonadales, Geminigeraceae. The coding region runs from base 1 to 492 and encodes 163 amino acids. The transcript has a single exon. The record is from RefSeq and is a predicted model, not a curated record.
AUGCACAUCCUUAACUCGCAGGUUGAUAGAAGCCACCAUGCAUCUCGCAUCAGAAAGCUCACAGCGGACAUCGCCAUCCGCAUCUUCAAGGAGCGAUCCUCAGAUAAUGAGAGCAAGUACAUCGAGAGCAAGGUGGUCGCCAAGUGCUUCGGCGUGAGCUCCAAGACGGUACGGGACAUUUGGGACAGGAAGUCCUGGUCAAGGUAUACCCGGCUCAUUGAAACGACGCAACAUGCAGCAGCUGACUACAGGAAAGAGAGCAAAAACAAGAGCUUAGCAGCAGAUACAAACGCAACUUCCGAUAACCCGAGUCAUCUAGUAAGCUCACAUUGUUACGACUCUGAGAAAACGAUGACAACAAGUGGGUGGGGAGAGGAGGAGGAGGAAGUGGCUGGACAGAGGGCUACUCCGCACUGGGCAGAGCUUGAGGAGGCUCCGGAGGACGUGAGCGAUUGGUGUGUCGACCCAAGGGAGAAGUGUGAGCACGACUAG